AAACACAUUCUAAACGCUCAAGUCUCCAUUCGAGCGCCCUGCUGCAAGAAAUGGUUCGACUGUGCUGAGUGCCACGCUGAAUCCGAGACGCAUCCACUGGUACGGACAACCGAGAUGGCCUUCAUAUGCAAAAAGUGCAAGAAGGCUUUCCGUAAGGACAUGGCGAAUUACGAGGAGAGCGACGAGUAUUGUCCGCAUUGUGAUAACCAUUAUGUCAUUGAAGCAAAGACGCCGCAAGCUAUCGUCGGUGUAGAAGGUGAUGAUGCUAGGGUGGAUGCUAGAAUGUUAAAAGACGAUCGGGUGAAGGAGACCAAGAAACGGACCAUCUUUUCCCGGGACGACUUCGAGGAUCGGCUGGGAUGA
Messenger RNA from Desarmillaria tabescens, 363 nucleotides. Its product is annotated as CHY zinc finger-domain-containing protein. The record is from RefSeq and is a predicted model, not a curated record. Gene Ontology annotation, molecular function: zinc ion binding. Gene Ontology annotation, cellular component: mitochondrial intermembrane space. The annotation marks the transcript as partial. Lineage: Eukaryota; Fungi; Basidiomycota; Agaricomycetes; Agaricales; Physalacriaceae. The transcript has 3 exons. Gene Ontology annotation, biological process: protein import into mitochondrial intermembrane space.